This is a messenger RNA of Episyrphus balteatus (marmalade hoverfly), 3972 nucleotides long. Its product is annotated as transcription factor SPT20 homolog. The transcript has 5 exons. Lineage: Eukaryota; Metazoa; Arthropoda; Insecta; Diptera; Syrphidae. The record is from RefSeq and is a predicted model, not a curated record. The coding region runs from base 626 to 3496 and encodes 956 amino acids.
AAGUGUAUAAAAAAAAAUGACAAUUCAGUGCGAGCAGUGAAAAAAUUCUAAUAAAUUCUGUACUUAGCUUUUUCUCAUAGUUAUUUAAUUCAUUAUCACUUAAAAACUAUCGCAAAUCACUCGCGACCUAAUUGUUUAUAAGAAAAUGAAUAAAUUUCUUGUCCUAACUUUGUUUUUCAUUAAAAACAUUCGAGACACCCUCGCAGCUAGUUCGAGUUUAACUGCAGGAGGCCACUGUAAAGAUUACAAUGGUAAACUAUACGAAAGUGGCAUGCACUAUAUGCCCGGACCAGAUUCGUGUCGUUUGUGCAUGUGUGAUAGCGGUCUGCCAAAGGCUUGCAAAAUGGUCCUUUGCGAGGCAUUCACUAAAUGCAAAUCAUUUCAAACGGUCGGGAAUGGGAAUAAUUGUUGCGAAGUAAUUUGUUUGGAUGAUCAAUUCACUGAUGGGAGCACAGAUUUUGGGAUAUGACUUGUGGCCAGUGGCAUUACUGCCACAUUGUCAUUGUCGUUGCUAUUCUUUUUGGUAAAUAGAUUGCGACAGAGAAAGAUUAGGGCGAGAGAAAGUCGUCAGAAUGCUGAAGAUCAAAGGAGCAUUGUGGGGAGUAUCGGAUAUAUCGCUGGCAAUAUGGGCUACAUGGAAGGCAAUCUCAGUGGGAUGGACUACUCUUAUGGCGGGGCAUCACAACAUUACCCUCUAUGGAAACCACCUAGUGGUUAUUUUCCACGAGGAGAAGCUCCUCCACCCUACGAAGAGGCUGUAGCAAUAUCACAAGCAGAAGCUCUAAGUGCUCAAUGUACAGUCAGCGUUGCGACUACCACUCAUCGAUCAUUGCCGGUGGGAAUUAAUCCAGCCGAUAUAUCAAGUGAUGUUGUUCGUCGCGGACAAUUAGCUCAACCGCAACAACAACAUCCAUCUCAAACAGCUUCAGCCCAAAUACAGCCGCAGCAAGCGCAACAUCAUCAGCAAAGUAUAACUCAGAGUACAACCAAUUUGAUUAAUAUUAAUAUCAAUAGCGGUGGCAAUCUUACAACCAUUGCAACUGGGGAAUCACACCAACCACCGUAUAGCUGCAUUACAUCAGUUAACCAACCGUGUUCAACCCAAACACCAUCGAAUUGUUCACCAGCUUUGAAUAGUAUCGGUGAUGGUACGACUGCAGCUGCGAAUAACAAUCGUCUACAUAUGCCCAAUAAUUCGAUUUGUGUCCAAACAACAGCUCCGCCUCUCCCCAGCAGUGCGGCGAUUCAUAGUGCACAGCAUCAACAACACUAUCAGCAGGCUCAACAGCAUAUUCAAUUUCAACAACGUACUCAGCAGCAACAGCUACAUCUGCAACAACAACAGCAGCAACAGCAGCAGCAACUACAGCAACAACAACAGCAGCAGCAACAACAGCAACAACAACAGCAACAACAACAGCAGCAACAACAACAACAACAACAACAGCAAUCGCAAACCUUACAACAAUCUAAUUGCAUUCAAAUAACUGAAUGUACCUACAAGAACUGCCAUCUAAAUAGUUCACACCGCCGCAUUCAAAAGCAACAUCCUACCCAAGAAAUGAUUCAUUAUGUCAGCAAUGCCAGCACUGGCGUCACCUUCCAAGCUAUCACUAGCGAAUCAUUAGAGUCAGCAACAAAUAAACCAGAUCAAAUGACAUCGCCUCAGUACACCACAGCAGAGUGCGCUGGCCGUGUUCAAGAGAUUAGUACCAUAACUAGCAGUGAAACAGUUGCAGCACAAGCUUCAACCCUGAAAAAUACAAACAAAACACCAUCAUCGUCACGGCGAUACCACCGAACAAUACCCCGAUACUUUGCGGUGGUUGAUCCACUUGGACAAUCAACUCAACAAAAAUUGAUAUCUUCCUCGGGAUCAAAGCAAUCAUCCUCUUCAGUCACAAGUGGAGGUAGUAAUAGCAGCAGCAGCAACAAUACCAACAAUAGUGGCAGUAAAAAACCAACUUGUCAAUGCCCAGUACAGCACGUUCCCAUGUCUUAUAUGGGAACUAAUCAAAUAAAUAACUCGCAGACCAACAAUGUGUUUCUUUCAGCCCUGAGUACAAAACUGGUCACAAGUCGUUCCAGUUUUGGAACGAAAUGUAUGCCACCAGGCACACCUACAGCAUCGACAAAACCUAAUCAGAGUUCGUCGAACGAAAUUCCCUCAAAUGGAGGAGGAGGAAGCAAUGCUGGAACAAUGAAAAAAGGCAGUAAUGCAAUGAAUCAUCAAUCAAAUCUAUAUUGUCAGCAUGAAGCAAAAAUAGCUACCAUUUCGAAGCAGGUAGGUGAUUUUAAGACCGACACACCCACCUAUGAGACACAUGCCAUUCUACAACCAUAUGGUGAUGAAAAAAUUCACACCUCAUCCUCACACAAGGGAAAAAUCAGUAGCAGUAGCGGUAAGGUAACCAGCUCACCGAAAGUUCUUCCAGAAAGUACAUCUUUAUAUUCGACUGGAAAUUUAAACACCGUGUCCCUGAGUUAUCCAGAGGCAAAUCCUGCAUUACCACCGAAAAUGUAUAAAAGUCAAACGAAUCUCAAGUCACCAAAUGGAGUUUCUUCUUCAUCGGCUGCACUUUUGUUAAUGCAGCAAAAAUCUCCCCACCAUGGUGCCGGUGGUGGUAAUGAUCAAAUUCCAACAAUUUCUCAUCAGAAAUCCCAAUUCACCAAGUCCCUUCCACGUAAGGAAGACAAAAACACACCUCCCGCACUAACUCUUCCCGUUUCGGGUCAGCUUAGUACAGAAAAGUCACUUAGCAUGGGAAAAAUCAAUUCAUCCACCUUUUAUCCUUUGCAAAACAAUCAUGUAACUUACACACUUCCAAAACAUACACCCGGGAAGAUGUCUCUCAAUAGUACGAUAGCAAGUGUGGUUAGUAAGGUGCCAUCAGUAAUAAGUAUUCCAGCCACUGAGGACACCAAUAUGCCACGAAUGAAAUCUCAACCACAGAGCCCCAAUCAUAAGACAGGAGCUUCACAGGCAAAUAAAUGUACUACUUUGCCGAAAACAUUACGAUCUGCUGCAAAAAAGAUUGAAGCGACAAUUCCAACCACCACCGUUACAAUACCCGCGACAACCGCUCCACCUUCCACAUCAACAACGUCGUCGUCGUGUGGCAAACCAAAAACGCUUGACAGCGAUAAACCACUGCCUGUCUGCACGACAUUGAAAAAUUGUUUAAAUCCCAAAGAGCAUUUUUUGCCCAACGAUACGAGUCUAGAUGAUGACUAUUUAAGUGAGUGUGAGAAUUGCAAAAUAGCACAUAGUUCAAAGUAUUAUUUGGACGAGGAGUCAGCUGAGUCACCGCAGGAGACAAUGACAUUGCAGCGAAAGAUGGACGAUAAGGAAGAGCAGGAACAGGCUUAUUAUAGAAUAUCACAUACACUGCCUACGAAUCCAAAGAAGAAUCCAACUAUCAAAAACAACACCCGCGAACCAUGGUUCUCGACAAUUCCGGCCAGUUCAUCAUCGGAAGAAGAAAUAAACGAAUGAGAUUUGUCACACUUUCUUUAAAUAUUUUAAAUUUAAAAAGCAAUUUAAUGUAUUUAAAGAAACUUCGGUGUAAUGUUAAAAAACAUUUAAUGUAAGUACGAUCAUCAGUGUAGUAAAAUGUUAAAAUAAACAUAGUUAAAAACAGCGAAAGUAUCUUUUGCCCCUGAUCAUCCCCAAAAUAAAAAUGCUCUAUAAAAAAAUAGAUCUAUAAUACACACAUUAUUUGUUUUUGAAUUUAAAACAAAUAAAUACGAAUUCCAAACAGAACCAAACGCCACGUUAAAAAUAACUAAAUAAUAUAACAACAAGAAAAUAUAAAACAUAAUUCGAAAAUGAUCAUUUUAUCUAAUUAUUAUUAUUUAAAAUUAUUUAAACAAGGUAUAGAUAUAAUUUAAAUUUGUUUAAAUAAAAAAAAAAAAAACAAACAAAUUUAAACAGAUCAUUAUAAAAUAUUAAUUAAACUAAGAUGUACAAAG